This is a messenger RNA of Salmo salar (Atlantic salmon), 2826 nucleotides long. RefSeq names its product nuclear receptor subfamily 2 group E member 1. The record is from RefSeq and is a predicted model, not a curated record. Gene Ontology annotation, biological process: regulation of DNA-templated transcription. Gene Ontology annotation, molecular function: sequence-specific DNA binding; DNA-binding transcription factor activity; zinc ion binding. Lineage: Eukaryota; Metazoa; Chordata; Actinopteri; Salmoniformes; Salmonidae.
CACUCCCAGUUACAACCUCUGCGCGAGCCUUCGGAACUCUUACUUCACUUGCCUCAGAGCGAGCCGCCUGAGUCGGGUGACGUCAUCCUGGCACACAAGAGUUGGGAGUAGAAAGCAGGGACAAGCUAAGUGGGUGAAGGAAGUGGAGUUCUCCACCCUCCGCCUUCUCUGACACUUCUCAUAAAUAUUACUAAGCUUUCAUCUAACGACUCACAGCAGAAAGUCACCUCUGCUUCGGGUUUGAACAAGCAUUAUUUUACCAGUCGUUGUUUAUCAGUUAAGAAGAGCAUUGUUUUUUGUUGGUUUAGACUAUUUGUGUUCCGUGGCUUCUGGACUCUCUUGGUAGACAGUCCGUCUGUUUUGGUGCGCCGCUACGGCAGUUUUUUACCCAACUUUGUGCGCCUUGUUGCGCUCUGCGCAACCAAGGAGCCUUUGCCUCUCGCCCGGUGUAGACGGCUCUCUACACGGCUAUCGCGCUGCUGUCCGCACAGCCAGGACUUUGUGAAACUCAACGUCCAGUACUUGCAGAUACUCCAAAAUCCAUCUUGAUAGCUGGAAUUUUAUAAUCCUUGGAAAAUAUACAGUUGGGCGACUCAGGAGUCAGGACUUUACAUACAUCUAUUCGUUUCAGCGAAAACUGUACAUUUCAUGUUUUGAUAUCGUUCAGCUGAUGCUUUUGCACAGACAGAGGAUUUUGAUUCUGAAAAUAGAAAAUAAACGACAGUGUCCACGAUGAGCAAACCCGCCGGGUCAACAAGUGGGUGUUUGGAUAUUCUGAAUGUUAAAUCAAGUCGUAUCUUGGAUAUCCCGUGUAAAGUGUGUGGGGACCGGAGCUCUGGGAAACAUUAUGGCGUGUACGCGUGUGACGGCUGCUCUGGCUUCUUCAAGAGGAGCAUCCGCAGAAACAGGACAUACGUCUGUAAAUCAGGUUCUCAGGGAGGAUGCCCCGUGGACAAAACGCACAGAAACCAAUGCAGAGCGUGCCGUUUGAAAAAAUGUCUUGACGUGAACAUGAAUAAAGACGCCGUUCAGCACGAGAGGGGUCCCAGGACGUCCACCAUACGCAAGCAGGUCGCCCUAUAUUUCCGGGGGCACAAAGAGGUGAACGGUUCAUCGACCCACUUCCCGGGCUCGAGCCUACCGGGGCCACCGUUUUUCACUACAGUCACGCAAUUGGAGCCACAUAACUUGGAAAUGAGUGCCGUAGCCAGCACGCCGGAGAGGCAGGCCAUCGUUGGACUGGCCCAGCCCACCCCGAAGUACCCUCACGAGGUCAGUGGCACGCCCAUGUACCUCUACGAGGUCGCUACGGAGUCCGUGUGUGAGUCAGCUGCGCGUCUGCUCUUCAUGAGCAUCAAGUGGGCCAAGAGCGUGCCCGCCUUCUCCACGCUCCCCUUACCUGACCAGCUGAUCCUGUUGGAGGACGCCUGGAGGGAACUGUUUGUUCUGGGCAUAGCGCAGUGGGCCAUUCCGGUGGACUCCAACACCCUGCUCGCUGUUUCCGGUAUGAACACAGACAACACAGAGUCCCAGCGGUUGAAUAACAUAAUCUCAGAAAUACAAGCCCUGCAGGAGGUCGUUACUCGCUUCAGACAGCUGCGUCUGGACGCAACCGAGUUCGCCUGUUUGAAGUGCAUCGUCACGUUCAAAGCUGCUGUGCCAACGCAUGGCGGGUCAGAGUUGAGGAGUUUCCGCAACGCCAGUGCCAUCGCUGCGCUACAGGAUGAGGCACAGCUCACCCUAAACAGUUACAUACACACCAGAUAUCCAACUCAGCCCUGCCGCUUUGGGAAGCUGCUCCUGCUUCUACCAGCUCUGCGGUCAGUCAGCCCGUCCACCAUAGAGGAAGUAUUUUUCAAGAAGACCAUCGGGAAUGUGCCCAUCACAAGGCUCCUGUCUGAUAUGUACAAAUCAAGCGAUAUAUGAGUUUAUUUCCCCUGCUUUCGAGUGUCUGCAAAUGCUCAGACACAAAUGUUCUAAUGAGCGCAUGGCAAGUUGAACUUUAAGAACUGAGUAAUUUGUAAAUUACAUGCAUAUUGAAGACAGUAAAAAAGCUUGAUUUUACCAAGUAGAACAAUCAUCUUUGGGUUAGGCUUAAGUUUUGAGGAUGUAAUUUCCCUAAUAGAAUUGCCUAGCCAAUUUAAGUAGGUUACAAUUUCACAAAAUACUGCAAUCUCUGGUUUUUACAAAAUAAGGAUAAUCUUCAAUUGUAAAGACUUUUACAGUGGAAUGAGCCAUCUGUCCAUAAUUGAUGAACCUAUAAAAACAUGGAGAUGUUUUUGAGUGUCUCUAAGACCAAUGAGCUUCACAACAAAUGCCCUUUCAAUCUUUUAUUGCAUUGUUCAAUCUGAGUGAAUGGAAGAAACCAAAAAAGAUUACUCGCAACUCGAGCCACGGUCAAAUGUGAUAUGGGUUGCACUUGACCCAGUGCUGAAACCAAAGGCCGUGGAGCGUCACAACUGCCGAAGAGGAGGCACCACCUCCUCAAGAUGGGACAACACCGACUGUUCUCUACAAGCUUGUGUGAUGAUCCCAUACACUCAGAGGAUUGAGAGGAAAGAGCCGAUCAGGGCCCAAUAUUUUUUAUUUUUGAAUCUAUCUGGAUUUCGCCUAUCAGAUAGGAUUAAAUGUAUAGAAAUAUAAUCAAUAGAAUGGGAGUCCCCAUUCAAGUAUAUGAUUAGUCUGUUCUAUUAAUUAUAUUUCUAUGCAUUUAAUCCUCCCCGAUAGGGGAAAACUAUAUACAGUACCAGUCAAAAGUUUGGACACACCUACUUAUUCAAAGGUUUUUCUUUAUUUUUACUAUUUUCUACAUUGUAGAAUAAUAGU